CAAGACUUUUCCCGCCAGCUGUUUCUUUCCCUGACUAGAAGGCCUUUUAUUUCUCACUCUUUUACUCUACCUUUACGCACAGAGUCUUCCUUGAAGCCACGAGACCAGCCCAAAGAAGUUUCCGGCUAUCAAUGUGGCAAUGCCCCGAAACCCUACGAACUGGGACGAAUACCAAUACGGUACUUCCCACAGGAGCUCGAUCAGCAGUUCUACUGGGGGUCGUAGCGUCCAUCUCAAUGGAGAGGGAGAAGCAGAGGUCCCAUAUGGCGAAAGACAGGAGGGUGACGAUUCUGUUCUCCGCAGACGAGGAUCCUCGAUGGCUAUGCGCCUAAAUUCCCUUACGCAAGUAGGAGGCGUAAAUAGUAUUGGGAAUUUCGCCAGAAGCUGGACACGGGCUGCAGGUUUCCAUGAAGCUACCUCACGUCGACCUUCGUUCAUCUUGGCCGAUUCAGACACAAAUAGGGGUGCGGAGGAUGCAAUCACGUACGGGAGGACAGACACUGAGUAUGGAGGGGUACCUCGAACGUCAUUAAUUAGAGCACACCUAGAAGCGUCGAGACCCGGACACGAUAUUGACGAUGAAUCCCUUGCCCCAGAGGUAGAAACUGGCGGUCGCAGAGGAAGUGAUUCCGCCUUUGCUACUACGUCUCUUCUGGCCACCCCGUCUGCAGGCAGUUACGGCACCUCUUAUGGAACAUUGCAGUCCACCUUGAGCGAGUCUUCUAUGGCCCAUGCUGGCCAACUAUGGAGACAGCAGCAAGCAAGUAGGGUGGAUGAAGGUGGAAGGGAGCCUCUCAUCGUCAAGGAAGUCGAACAGGAUGGGAAGAUCGUACUUGCCGUUGCUGGUCAAUCCACAUUACCACAGACAAUCUUUAAUUCCAUUAAUGUUCUAAUCGGAGUAGGACUUCUUAGUCUGCCAAUGGGCUUUAAAUAUGCUGGUUGGGUCUGUGGGAUGACUUUCCUCCUCCUUUCGGCCGUGGUGACUUCUUACACAGCGAGGUUGCUAGCCAAGUGUAUGGAUGUGGAUGCCAGCUUGAUCACUUUCGCCGACCUGGCAUUCAUUUCCUAUGGACAGAAUGCCCGGAUAGCAACCAGUGUGCUUUUUAUGCUCGAAUUAGUUGCUGCGUGCGUUGCUUUAGUAGUUCUGUUUGCGGAUACCCUCAAUCUUUUGAUCCCUGGAGUCGGUGUGGAUCAGUGGAAGAUAUUGUCUGGACUUCUUCUAAUACCCCUCAAUUUUGUGCCAUUACGAUUGCUCAGCUUCAGCAGCGUGGUUGGGAUUUUUUCGUGUUUCUGCAUCGUCCUCAUCCUCUUUGUCGACGGCAUCAUCAAACCCGAAGCUCCAGGAUCCCUACGUGAGCCAGCUCAGACCUAUCUGUUUCCCGAGAACUGGCUCACUCUGCCUCUCUCAUUUGGCCUGCUUAUGUCACCUUGGGGAGGGCACUCCGUAUUUCCCAAUAUCUAUAGAGACAUGCGGCACCCACAGAAGUUCAAGAAGGCGGUCAAGGUUACUUUCAGCUUCACAUAUCUGCUAGACUGUGCAACCGCAGUUGUGGGAAUCCUCAUGUUUGGUGACGGCGUCAUGACAGAAAUCACGGCCAAUCUCAUCCAGACUUCCGGAUACCCACGCUCCCUCUCUAUAAUCAUGAGUAUAUGCAUUGCCAUCAUCCCUCUGACCAAAAUUCCGCUCAAUUCCCGGCCCAUCGUCUCGACCAUCGAGGUUCUCUCUGGGCUCGAUCCACAAGCCCUCUCCGGCUCGCCUAGCCUCACCGGCCUGUCCGGGUACUCGCGCGGCCUCCUCAAGAUCGCUAUCCGGAUCCUCGUCAUCAUCUCGUUCGUCGCCAUCGCCAUCGCCUUCCCGGAGUUCGAUAGCAUCAUGGCAUUCAUGGGAUCCACCCUGUGCUUCACCAUCUGUGUUAUCCUGCCGCUGCUGUUCUACCUCAAGAUCUUCGGGCGCGAGAUCAGCAUGCGCGAGAGACUGCUCGACUACUUCUUGAUCGCGGUCUGCUUUGUCCUUGCCGUCGUCGGGACGGUGUGGGCCUUCCUCCCGAAGAGCUUGGUUGGUGCUGAAUGACACUCCAUUAAGGUGUUGUAGAAAGCCAGGGAAGCGGUUGGCUUAGGUAGGUAUAUGUACAUACCUUAUAUAUAUAGAGAAUGCCUGGUUUCCGGCAUCGGCACCCUGCUUUUUCCAUCAUGUCUAACAUACUCUUCACCUCCUACGCAACCUACGUUUGUGGUUGAGACGUACCAUAACAAAUAAUAGAGAAGACAUGGGAUUUUGUAAGUCUCACCACGGCAUACGUCUCUUGGCUUUGGACCGAACUUUGCAGUCCUGGCAAGGGA
This is a messenger RNA of Amorphotheca resinae ATCC 22711, 2340 nucleotides long. RefSeq lists its product as hypothetical. Gene Ontology annotation, molecular function: amino acid transmembrane transporter activity. The transcript has 4 exons. NCBI's taxonomy places the organism in Eukaryota, Fungi, Ascomycota, Leotiomycetes, Helotiales, Amorphothecaceae. Gene Ontology annotation, cellular component: vacuolar membrane. Gene Ontology annotation, biological process: amino acid transmembrane transport. The record is from RefSeq and is a predicted model, not a curated record. Bases 140 to 2071 code for a protein of 643 amino acids.